Messenger RNA from Physeter macrocephalus (sperm whale), 4492 nucleotides. It is a transcript of the gene LNX2, whose product is annotated as ligand of numb-protein X 2. Gene Ontology annotation, molecular function: protein binding; metal ion binding; ubiquitin-protein transferase activity. The record is from RefSeq and is a predicted model, not a curated record. NCBI's taxonomy places the organism in Eukaryota, Metazoa, Chordata, Mammalia, Artiodactyla, Physeteridae. The transcript is spliced from 9 exons. Bases 111 to 2156 code for a protein of 681 amino acids.
AAAAACAGACCUGGGUUUUAGUCAAAUACAUCACUGUCUUUUAAAGGAAAUCAAACCUUUAAUGGAAGUCUAAUGUAUGAAGAUACAGAAACUGCUUCCGUUGAUUCAAAAUGGGAACGACAAACGAUGAGAUGGUGUCUGUGGAGCAGACCUCCCCCUCCUCCUUCAAUCCUCUGUGUUUUGAAUGCGGCCAGCAGCACUGGACACGAGAAAACCACUUAUACAAUUACCAGGACGAAGUGGAUGAUGACCUGGUCUGCCACAUUUGCCUUCAGCCUCUGCUGCAGCCACUAGACACCCCCUGUGGACAUACCUUCUGCUGCAAGUGCCUCAGAAACUUCCUGCAAGAGAAGGAUUUCUGUCCAUUGGACCGGAAGAGACUCCACUUUAAGUUGUGUAAGAAGUCUAGCAUUCUAGUUCAUAAACUUCUGGACAAAUUAUUAGUUUUAUGUCCGUUCUCUUCAGUGUGCCAAGAUGUAGUGCAGCGCUGCGACCUGGAGGCACAUCUUAAAAACAGAUGCCCUGGAGCUUCUCAUCAGAGAGUUGCCCUGGAGAGACGGAAAACUAGUAAAACUCAGACGGAGAUCGAGAAUGAAAAUGGAACCGCGGUCAUAGAUCUUCCAGCUACUUUAUCACCCGAAGCGGACUGUUCAGGGCCGACCCUGACAUCGGCGUCCCUUCCCGCCUGGACGGAGGAGCCUGGCCUGGACAACCCUGCCUUCGAGGAGAGCCCCGCCGGGGACACCACACAGCAGCCACUUAGUUUACCAGAAGGCGAAAUCACCACAAUUGAAAUUCACCGGUCUAAUCCUUAUAUUCAGCUAGGAAUUAGCAUUGUGGGUGGCAAUGAAACGCCACUGAUUAACAUUGUUAUCCAGGAAGUCUAUCGGGAUGGGAUAAUCGCCAGAGAUGGGAGACUUCUUGCUGGAGACCAGAUUCUUCAGGUCAACCACCACAACAUCAGCAGCGUGUCCCACAACCACGCCCGUGCCGUGCUGUCUCAGCCCUGCAGCACGCUGCACCUCACCGUGCUUCGGGAGAGACGCUGCGGCGGCCGCGUGCACAGCCGCCCCGUGGGCGGCUCGCCCCCGGAAGAGGUUUUCCAGGUGGUUCUUCACAAACGGGACUCUGCCGAACAGCUCGGCAUCAAACUCGUCCGAAGGACCGACGAGCCGGGCGUCUUCGUCCUCGACCUGCUGGAAGGGGGGCUGGCGGCGCAGGACGGCAGGCUGAGCGGCAACGACCGGGUGCUGGCCGUCAACGGCCACGACCUGAAGCACGGGACGCCCGAGCUGGCCGCCCAGAUCAUCCAGGCUAGUGGAGAGAGGGUGAAUUUAACAAUCGCUAGACCAGGGAAACCCCAGCCUGGAAACGCUGUCCGAGAAGCAGGAACUCAGAGCAGCCAGCACCACACACAGCCGCUGCCUUACAGCAGACCCAGCUCACAUAAGGAUCUUUCCCAGUGUGUUACAUGCCAAGAAAAAAACAUUACUGUAAAGAAGGAACCACAUGAGUCCCUUGGAAUGACCGUAGCUGGGGGCCGAGGAAGUAAAAGUGGGGAACUGCCCAUCUUUGUGACCAGUGUGCCACCUCAUGGCUGCCUUGCACGUGAUGGCAGAAUCAGGAGAGGUGACAUCUUGUUGAAUAUCAAUGGCAUCGAUUUGACCAGUUUAAGUCACAGUGAGGCUGUGGCUAUGCUGAAGGCCAGCGCCAUGUCGCCCACGGUGGCCCUGAAAGCACUGGAGGUGCAGGUUGUGGAGGAGGCCGCCCAAGGCCCAGAUGAGCAGCCCAGCACUGUCAGCGAGAAUGAGUAUGAUGCCAGCUGGUCCCCGUCGUGGGUCAUGUGGCUUGGGCUGCCCAGUGCCCUUCACAGCUGCCAUGAUAUAGUUUUGCGAAGAAGUUACUUGGGAAGCUGGGGCUUCAGUAUCGUUGGUGGAUAUGAAGAAAACCACACCAAUCAGCCUUUCUUCAUUAAAACCAUCGUCUUGGGAACUCCUGCUUAUUACGAUGGAAGAUUAAAGUGUGGAGACAUGAUCGUGGCCGUAAACGGCCUGUCGACCGUGGGCAUGAGCCACUCGGCGUUGGUCCCCAUGCUGAAGGGGCAGAGGAGCAAAGUCACGCUGACAGUGGUCUGCUGGCCUGGCAGCCUGGUGUAGAUCCUGAAGCUGGUUUUAAGUCAAACAUCUUCCUUUUCUUAGGGCUUGGAAAGAAAACCCUUUGGUUUUGUCGAGUUUGUUUGUUAGGGGCUGCAGACACAGCUGGGUAUACGCAGGGUCAAAACCACUAGGCUCGUCCUUUGUUAUUUAAAUGGUUUCCUUCCUUUCGCCAGCUCAGUGCCCCUCUUCCACUAACCCUUGUGAGACCACAUUUUCAGAAUUCAGAUUCUCAGCUGUCAAAAUGUGAGCUAUAAUACAGAAUGAAGUCUGCCCAAACUGUGAGCCAGCCGGCUGGGUCAGACGACUUCUGGUGGCUCUGUUUUCAAUAACUGAGUCAUAAAACGAGUUCCACGUGCCCAAGACGGGCAGCGUGUGCUGCCCCUGGGGCGGCAGCGCUGGGAACGGACGCGCUCUGAGUUUGGAUAAGGCUUUUCCAGUUUACACCGGUGCCACAUUUCAAAACUUCAGACUGUUUAUAAGGUGAUUUUUCUGGCUUAUUUUAUUUCUACUUUAAUCUCAGUACUCAUAGAUGAGGACAUUAAGUCUGAGACCCCUAAAGAGAUUUUUAAAAAAUAAUGUACCAUUAUUAGAAUAGUAGAGAAUAAAAGAUAACACUAUCCAGUGACAAAGGAAUUUGGGAGAUAAUUAUAGUUUAGAGCUGGAGAUGGUAAAAGCUGCAUUUACUUGGACGGUCCAAAAGCAUUAAAGAUUCAUUUCCAAAAGAAUGUUUUGUUAUGUAGGAAAAUUUUGAAGCAGUUUUUGCUAAAAAUCGUUUUCUAGAGUUUGUAUUAUACUCCUAUCAGCAAACUUGGCUGGAAAUGUUUCUGUGAUUUAUGCAAUUAAAUUAGAUGAUAAAAAUGAAACCAUAUUGCUGUUAAAUGCACAUUCAUAUAUAUCACAGCUAAGUAGAAGACACACCUUUAUUUUAUUCUCUUGAGUGUUUUAGAAACCAUUAUUUUUCCCCAUUAUUUCUCUACUUAGUUAUUUCAGGAAAAAUUCUGAAAGAUACUAACAUCUGAAACCUGCUAUGCCAGAUUUUUAAAAAACUUUUCAAUCAGUCCUUGGUCACUAGACUAUCUCAUGUUUUUUGAAAUGUUUCUGAAAACUGACCAGCCCAUUUUGUUUGUCCUUUAACCAUCACGGUUGUCCAUUGGAAGCACACAUAAAUAAGUGAAUAAGAGGAAAGUCUUUACCUUAUGAAUAUUAUGCAUACUUGAAAAAAGUUUCAUUUAGAAAUCUAGUUCAGAAUCUGAGCUAAUUUACAAGUGACCUCUAAUAAAUGGUGUUGAUGGCCAGAGAAUGUAUUUGAGAAUACUACAGCAUAUUAUGAAGCAUGACCACUUUAUUUCAAAAACUUAGCAGUUGCCUUGCUGGGGUUUAUUGUUUCUGUAGCAUGUCACAGAUUAUUCCAGUGAGUUUUUUUUUUUUUUUUUUUUUUUUUUUUUUUGUGGUACGCGGGCCUCCCCCUGCCGCGGCCUCUCCCGUUGCGGAGCACAGGCUCCGGACGCGCAGGCCCAGCGGCCAUGGCUCACGGGCCCAGCCACUCCGCGGCACGCGGGAUCCUCCCAGACCGGGGCGCGAACCCGGUUCCCCUGCAUCGGCAGGCGGACGCGCAACCACUGCGCCACCAGGGAAGCCCUCCAGUGAGUUUUAUAACGAUUUUUUUUUUUUUAAACGUAUCUCUUGACUAAAUAAGAAAUGGCAACAAUAAUCGUUACUGACUUGUUCAACCCCUUAGCGACACUGUAUGAUCAGCAGUUAACCAAGAUACAGUGGAAUGCCCUAUGCAGUAUAUUACUGUUAUGUGAUGACUGGCUUUUGAAGCAAUUUGAUAUUGAAAUGCUUUGUUAUUCUAAUUGACACAGAACAAGUUUUUUUUCCUGCUCCCCAAAUAGAAUUUUGUAGCCUUCUUUGCUAUUUUUCAAAACAUUUUGUAAGAAUGCAUCAUUCUUGGGGAGUGGUCACCCAUCAACAAAUAUCCUAACUGCCACUUUGUUAUAAAUAAAAUGCUUACAGCGAACCUGGUGAUAAAAUGAAUAUUUUGAAAGACGACUUUUUGUCAAUAUUAUUUUUAUCAUGGAAAUCUUGAAAUCAGUUUAAGCUAAUUUGGUUUUGUUAUAAAAGACUAUAGCUUUUGGUCAGAAUGAUAUUUGGUGAUGGAAACUUGUUCAUAAUUUAUUGAUACUGUUGAAAUAUUUGAAUUCUCUCAUUUUAAGCUUAGAUAUUUUGAUUUGUUCUGUGCCUUCAGUUUAAACUACUUCAGGAUUUUUCAGAUGUGUUUAAAUAAUGGUGUGAUAAUCAUUUAGGAUGGAAAUAAAAAACAUCCUUUCCGUAAG